Molecule: messenger RNA, 402 nt
Organism: Mesocestoides corti
Lineage: Eukaryota; Metazoa; Platyhelminthes; Cestoda; Cyclophyllidea; Mesocestoididae
Source: the annotation of a GenBank genome assembly
ACAACUCGUCAAAAAAGACCAAAUGAAAUUGACGGAAAAGAAAAUAAUCAAAAUGUAUUUUUGCCUCCCCCUAGUAAAGAACAAAUGGAAAAAGUCAUACAAGAAGAGAAAGUCUGCAUUUUCGAGUUGGACACGCAAGGUGUUGAGCAGAUAAGAAAAACUGGCAUCAACCCUAUUUGUGUGUUUAUUCGUCCUAGGAAUUACGCAAUACUGGAGAAACGCCUUCGUACGUAUUCGGUUGAAUCAGAAGAACAUAUUUUGCAACGACUGGCGAUCGCCCACCACGAGAUGCAAUAUGCUCUGGACGAGGAGGUAUUCGAUAAGGUCGUCACAAAUGAAAACCUUGAAUCCGCAGUUAGAGAAAUUGAGUUCUUUCUUCAACAAGUCAGUUCAACAAUUUAA